Molecule: messenger RNA, 13947 nt
Organism: Diabrotica virgifera virgifera (western corn rootworm)
Lineage: Eukaryota; Metazoa; Arthropoda; Insecta; Coleoptera; Chrysomelidae
Gene: Reck
Product: reversion-inducing cysteine-rich protein with Kazal motifs
Exons: 15
Coding region: 92-3004 (970 amino acids)
Biological process (GO): extracellular matrix organization
Cellular component (GO): plasma membrane
Molecular function (GO): protein binding; metalloendopeptidase inhibitor activity
Source: RefSeq, a predicted model, not a curated record
AUUCAGUUCGUUGAAAACUUUGGUGCGGGAUGGACUGUUGCUGGUGAUUGUCGUGACGGCCGUAGCACGUGUGUUAUUUUUAAUCGUCAGCAUGUCGACGACGAAGACUGCAUUUGGUGAUUUUCGCAAGUUCCGUGGAAGAAAUGUAAUACUUUAUAUGGGUUUUUGGUGUUGUAUUCAGGGAACAUUUGCACAAGAUUUAAUGUGCUGUUCUCAUGCAACUGGAUCUUGUCGGAGUAUAUGCGAAAAGAUAUCACUGGUUGAUUUAGCAGCAGAUGUAGAAUUAAGAAACCAUACCAUUAGCGAAGUACAAAAAUAUUGUUCAUCUCAACUGAAUUCAUUUUGGGAGUGCCUCAAUGCAACGUUCAAAGAUAUGUCAAGGGGAGAUUCUUGGUCUGGGAGAAUGUGUUGUCCUCUACCUCAUAGUGAGAGUUGUAGACGUGCUUGUAUAACAGCAACAUCUAAUUUUGAUCUGGCCAAAGGAUGUCGACAAAGUGACGAGAUUGCUUUUUUUAGUUGUUUGGAGAGACAAGAAGCUGGAGCCGACUGUUGCAACAAUGCAAGGACCGACGACUGCAAGUCAGCUUGCGUGGAUCUAUUUCGUCGAGAAUUGUCUCCAACUAAGUUACAAAGGCAAAAAGUAAAAGACUAUUGUGAAAACGACAGUCCCAGAGUUACCGAUUGCGUUAAGGACCUGAUUAAAGUUACUCCAGUCAAAAACAUCCAUAAACAUAUUCAUUGCUGUGAUAAAUCAAAUAUUAUAAAAUGUAGAGAAUCUUGUAAAAAAGUACUAUCAACAAAGACAACCAUACAAGAAAUCAUCGACGGCCUUCAACUUGGUGGUUGUGGUUUACCUAUGCCACAGGAAUAUUUUUGGCAGUGUUUUCUUCAACCAGAUGCUGGAUCUUUACCAAAUUCAGUAAAAGUAUCAAGGAUAGACAAAGUAGGAAUUGAUAGUGCCAAGUGGCACUGUUGUCAAAAAGCGAGCUCCUCACAAUGUACCAGACUUUGCUCAAAAACCUUCACUAAGUUUUGGGCAACCUCAUGGGAUGAGUUUAGAAAUAAAUGCCUUUCCCAAGUAUCUGAAGAAAAUCUAAGGUCUUGUAUUGAUGAAGUCGACGAACCCUGUGAACUUGGAUGUGAUGGACUGAGUUUUUGUACGAACUUCAACAAUAAACCUACAGAACUAUUUAGAGCCUGUACUUCUCAAGCUGAUGAAGCAGCCAGAAAUGAUGUUGCCCUGUGGCAAAUGCAAAAUAAUAUUUCAUUGGCACCAGGACUCACUCUUCCCCUAAAAUCCACUACAAAAUGCUCACCUAAUAUCUGGAAAGCAGUAGCAUGUACUCUUCAAAUAAAACCAUGUUCAAGGACAUCACAUGCGAAUCAACUAUGUCGAGACGUCUGCUUGGACAUACUCUCACAAUGUGUCGAUUGGACUAGAGUUUCUCCAGUUCAUUCUCCGGAGUCAAUUUGCGAAAGUCUGUCUCCAGAGGAUCCUGACGAUUCCUGUGUAAGGUUACAGACGUAUUUGAAUCCGUCUUCUUAUAAGUCAUCUAGAAUUACUGGCCAGGUGUUUAGUCCCUGUAAAGGAAACCCUUGUGAAGCAGAUGAAGUUUGUUUAAUCAAUAGAAACUGUAUUCAUGGUAUUAACUGCAAGCCCUACCUUUGUAGACCUGGAUGUAAACUGGGUGAAGUAUCACCUUAUAUGGUACCAGAUGGAACUUACGUCCGUGUUCCUACCCCAAACAGUCCGGAAGGUUGUGUCAAAAUUUGUAAAUGCAAUAAAAACAAAAUAGAAGAAUACAAACGCCUACUCUGUUAUCCAUUGACACCCUGCCUUCUGGGAAACACUCAAGAGCCUCACGGGGCAAUUUUCCACCAGGACUGUAACCAAUGCAGUUGUUAUGCAGGAGAAACGAUAUGCAGCAAGAAGCAGUGUGAAAGCACUAGUCUCAGCGGCAGAAACACUGCCUAUACCACAUUACCUUGUAAUUGUCCUCCACAUUACGUACCUGUCUGUGGAAGAAAUGGAAUUACUUAUCCAUCAACUUGUUUAGCAAAAUGUGCCGAUUUAAAUGAUGCGGAUAUUGAGCAUUACCCGUGUCAGAAUCCCUGUAAGGCUAACUCAUGUCCAGUUGGGCAAAAAUGCGUUCCUGAUCCUCAAGUAUGUUUGAGUCUCAUGCACAAACCGUGCAACCAAUAUGAGUGUAUAAAUGGAUCUUCUAACUGCUCAUACCUUCCUAAGGAUCCAGUAUGUGAUAUCGACAAUCAAGAAUAUGAAAACUCAUGUCUUCUAGCACACCACAAUGCCAAACUCGCUUACAGAGGCCGUUGUCUAACAAAAUGUAAACAUCGGUCACAAGUAUGCGGAUUUAAUGGGAAAACCUACAUUUCUGAAUGUGCUGCAUUCGCUGACAUGGUGGCUGUCGACUAUGAAGGACCAUGUGUUGCAAUGGGACUUAUUACAAAUAUUAAAUCCAAACAGUGUCUUGGAGUUAAAUGUCCGGAAUUACAAAAUUCUAAUUGUAUAGGAAUAACUCCACCUGGAGCUUGUUGCCCAAUCUGCGGAGGAGCCAUGCGUUUGCUUUAUUCGAGGAAACAGAUAGAUCGGGCACUGUUCGCUCUACAAAAUCAUACUACCAAACCAUUAAACCUCCGGUCUGUGUUGGAAGCAUUGGAAAGACAAAUUCAAGUUGCACAAUGUACCUUAAAAGGUUACUUAUCGGUUGAACUGGAUAUAUUUGUCAUCGUUCACAGCACAGAAAGGAAUCCUUCCGAUCUGCAACUCGAGGCCUGCAUACGAGAAGCAGAGAAGAUUGCAAGCCUUAUCAAUAUUCAAAGUCCCAGGAUUGUCAGCGAAUUGAGCCUCAGUUCUUUGACAGCAGCGAGCAUAGUUCAUACACAAAUGAGCUCGUCUGUUAACAAUCAUGUAAACAAUUUAAGAUUAUCGAUACUUGCUGUGAUACUUGUAGGUUUUCUUCAAAAAAUAGUCCCAUCUCUAUGAUUCCAAGAAUAAUAUAUGUAAUAUUUCGCUCAUCAGGAAGAAAAGUGACACAACUCAAACAAUGCAUAAUUGCAGUGAUCUUGUUAAAUUGGCUCUAAAUAUCGUAUACUUUUACCAGGAAAAAUGACAAAUAGAUGUUUGCUUCCAACUUCGAAAGAUGGCGGUUGUGUCAUUAUUCCUUUGGCGGUAAAAUGAAUAUUUUUAUUGUGGAACAAUGACACUUUUCAGUUAAGCUCUGACAUUCGACGUGAACAUAUCGUUAUUUAUCACAAAAACAGUUAUAUUACGAGAAGUGUCCUAUGUAGUUUUCGUUCAUUUAAAAAUAUUCGUGACCAAUAUUUUAAAAGAAAAGUGACGUAACUCAAAAUUUUGAUCUUUUUUCUCUGUUAAAUCAGAUGUCAUAUUUUUUUUUGGUUUUUCUUCUUACACAAUAAUUAGAAACAAUCACUUAUCCAAAUUCUUCGUUUUUAAUUUACAAAUUUUAUCAGUUACCGUUUAAAAGUUACAGUUAAAUUAAGAUCUAAAACAUCUAUUUUUGUCUCCAUUCAACAAAGUUGUUUUUUUGAGUUGGGAUACUUUUCUUCCGGAUGAGUGAUUUAACGAGAAAUAUUCACCGUGUUAUAAAAGUUUUCUAAUUAUUCAUAACUGCUGUGUGUGGGUAGGCACAUACGUGUUCUAAUCUCAAUUAAGAUGGCGUGACUACCAUUAUAAUACCAUAUCAUAUUUAAAGUGCAAUACACUACACAGGAUCUAGUUUGAGAGCACUAUAAUAUUAUGAAGUAGUUUUUUGUCUCCGAGUAUGGGCACGUGUUAUCAAGAAGAUUUUGUUACACAAGGGAAAUCUUCAAGGGGCUAUUAUAUUUUAAGAAAAUGUGUACGCUAAAUCUGACUUAAAUGAUAACCCCUUUAUUUCUGAUAAAACAAAUAAUACGUGAGUUGCUCAUAAAUUAAUGUAUGAUUGUACUGGCCUAUGAAAUAACUUGGCUAACUUUAAAAUUGUUACACUUUGUUUUAUGUGAAUGAUUUAGAUUUUUUCGAUAUGUUUUUUCUAUUUUUUUAAGAGAUAUUUCUUGAAGGUGUUGUGCAUUUUUACAUAGGCUCUAUCUAUCGUUCAUAUUGCUAUGAGCUCAAGUGUUCGACAGUUCUGAUUAGAUUUGAUAAUUUUGAUAAAUUUUUACCUCACAGUCCUCUGUUACCGCUUAUCUUCCUUUAGCGUCAUUAUUGUAAUCACUCACCUACCUACCUACUGGUAGGGAUCAGUGAAUCAGUGAUACCAAUCUAUAAAUUUUCUUCUCUUGCCGCACUACUCAUCCUUCGGCUGAACCGAUCCACAUAUCGCACACCUAGUUCAAUUGUGCCACAACUGCAAAAAAUUCGAAUUUUGGGUUAAGGCUGCAAAAUAUUGCCUAUAUAAUGGCCCAUCUAAUGCAAUACAGCCUGAACUAAAAUAUUGUUCUGGAUAAGUAUAAAGUAAGUUACUUCGGUAUUUCACUGUAGGGUUUUUGGAGGUUUUGAAAAUGCAAUACGGCCAUAACUGGGAGAUGUGGCGAUAAUAUACACUGCCACAAUACAACCGAAGAAAUUCAAUACGUUCAAUACGGCCACAACUGCAAAAAUCAAGAGAGAUGUGGCGAUAAUAUACACUGCCACAAUACAACCAGUAUAAUUCAAUACGGCCACAACUGCCAUUCAAUUAUAUUGCCGCCGUAUCUCCUAAGUAUUGUUUUAUAAAUGACUUUCUUCACAAUGCAAUAUCGCAAUAACUAUCAAAACAAUAAUAACGUUUUAUUUGUAAUAAAUUGUAAUAAGAUCCAGCCAAUAAGUGUAUAAUUUACUACCUAAAUUGUAAUUUUGAAGCCAGUCACUCUCAAAAUAAAUUAUUUACAGGGCAUAACGCAUUUACUACAGAACGUUUUGCUCAUUUCUCGAGAAUAUUGUGUUUUGCACUUGUGGCACUAUUGAACUAGGUGUGCGAUAUUAUGAAUUAACACGAAUUCGCUAAACAACUCAUAUUGAAGUGCGACGGCACUAUUGAAAAGUCCUAAAAACUGGUUGUGUACCUACACCUAUGAGUACCUAUGGUGUCAAAAAGCAGAAAGUUGCACGUGAAUAUUUUGGUAAAGCAAUAAGUAGAGCAUAAACAUCGUUUGGAAUCUGAUUCUUGUCGGAAAUGUUAAAAAUAUUUAUAGUAAUAUUUAGAUUAUCUUCAUUAAUAAUAUAAUCUGGCACUGUGACAUUAUUAGAGGUCUUGAAUAAGUUGAAUCGUCGCACAAUUUUAGUUUCUAUAAUAUUUGAACCUCUUGACUGAGUUUCUAAGUGUGGCAAGUUCUAUAUUAGUUCUUUAUGCUUCAUAUCGUCAUCAUCAUCGAUUCGAUAAGCCUCUUUUGUGUUUUGGCCUAUCAUUUUGGCCAAUUAGUAUUGGUUUCAGUAUAGGAUACAGGAUAUUGAUGCGUUUGGAGCAUUUUGCGUGUCUAAAUUACCCUUUCAACUCAAUACGAUAAUUUUGUAACACUUUUUGAUAUACUGCAAACAAUAGCUAUUUGUAUAACAAGGGAGGAAAGUGCUUCUUUUCCUCCCGAGAAUGAAGUUUACUGAUCGACGCGUAGCGGAGGGCAGUAAUCAUUCGAGGGAGGAAAAGGCACUUUACUCCCAUGUUAUACAAAUGGUUUUUCCACCUUCCUCAAAUAACAAGUCAUUUUUUCAUUUUUACUUAAUUUAUUUAUGUAAGUAACCAACAAAAUUUAUUAGAACUAAACUAACGAGUAGGUACAAUAUAACUGUCAACUGUCAAAUAUAAGUCAAAUUAUUAAUGUAAACAUUACUAAAUCAAAAUAAUAAUUUACUGUUUUUUACCAUUCUGAAAAAUACAGGGUGUUUUAUAAAUACGUUAAAAUGUAUAGAUACUUACGUAAUAGAAAAUAGAUAUUGUACAGGGCGUCAAUAAGUUAUAUUUCAUGAAUGAAAUACGAUGACGUCACUUUUACUUUUCCUCCCAGGAGGAAAAAUAUUUUCCUCCCUAGGGAGGAAAAGUACAACUUUGCUCCCUACAAUCAGGUCCGGAAAAGUAUACUUUCGGUAGAGGUAGGUGGAAAAAUAUUUUUAUAUUACAAAACACGUAAAAUUUUUUAACCCCGCUAAGACAAUAUUUUAUCAACAUAAAAGUUUGUGAUGAGUGCUGUUAAUGCUUAUGUAGCCCAAAUCUCUUUUGAUUGAAAAAGUUGUCUAUCUUUUUUUAAAUCAAAAACCAAGAUUAUUUUGAUUACACGUGGACCAAUACAUUCAGAGUUUUUAGAAAAACUAUAAAAUACAUUUUCUAAACAUUGAAUAUGCUGGGACUAGUUUUAAAGUUUUAUAUUCUAAUUAAAGUCACAACAAGUACCUUAGAAAAAAAAAAAAAACAAAGUUAGAUAAUCUGUACAAUCAAUACAAACAAUUCAACCGUUACCAAAUAUAAUAAUCGUGAUUAUGCUCAAGGAACUGAGGCCAAAUCUAUUUUAUUGUUAAUAGUUUAUUAAUGAUAAGUCAGAAAAUAUUCGUAAGACUUUGUUACAAGAGAAAUAUCUGUGAUAUAAAAUACUUUUAGAGCUUUUGUAAGUAGAUUUUACAUAUGAGGUAUAAAAACUGAUGUACAUAUUUGAGAAUAUUAUUUGUAUAUAAGGUUUAUAUAAAUUUGUAAUUAUUUUUACGUUAAUAGUGUUUCCCUAAGAUUUAUACUGGUUGAGAUUUAUGAAAUUUAGUAAGAAAGAUAUUGUAUAAAAGGUAUAAGAAAAUUAUGUCUUUGAUGGCCUGGAUUAGAUUUUAUGUGAAUAAUGUUAAUGCUGUCGUUCUAUUUCUUGGAUUAUACUAGCACUUUUAAUUCAGAAAAAUGGGAUCCUUUCUGAAUUAUAAUGGUACUUACAUAUGAGAUUCCCUCACCACCUAGUUAAUAAGAAAUCUAUAUAAUAAAACUCAGUCAAAGUUAAAGUACGCGAAACAUAUUCAGGUGACUUCAAAAAAGGAACUAGACAGAACUUUAACUGUAAGUUAUACAUGACUCUAUUUUUCUUCCGCGUACAUUGAAAAAUGGACUCUAAAUACAUCGACAGAGGCAAGGUCGAAGCUUGCAAAAUAUGAUCUACAGAAGAAUUGUAUGCGUUUACAGACGGAUAUCUAUUCGGAACAGAUCACAGAACCAACCAGGCUAUUAAAAGAAGUAAACAAAGCAUACCAAAGUUAUUUCGGCCAUAGCCAAAACAACGGGGACUAAUGAGUAGGUUUUCAUAGUAGCAUGAAAGGUAGAAUGCCGACUAAGAAGAAGUAGUAGACUAAGAGGAAGAUCUAGAAUAAGAUGGGCAGACUAAAUAAUGAAGACUAUUAGGGAAAAUUCCUACAUGAAGCCGUCCAUUUGGACAAGAUCGUAGCUCAUCAACAAGCUAACGAUAUUUAGAGCAUCACCACACGUCUUAACAAGAGCUCAGGAGAUAAGAAGGAGGAAUUAUUUUAAACAAUAUACUAACUCAUACUAUUAUGAUUUUUUUUUAAAUCUCAAAUCUGUACUAUCACUAGUCUUAUAACUGUAUUGGAUACUGCAGGCAGUUUCAUCUCCUCUGCACUUAAGUCUGUUGAGAUGCUUUGUGCUAGGUAGGUAUUAGAUUUUAUAAAAGUUUAGGAUGUUAGUACUGCUUGUGUCCCAGUAAACAACUAUGGAAAGCAAUGAGAUUGAUGAACGUCAGGGAAAUAUGGAUAAACAUAACACACAGAUUAUAAUGUGACAUAAGCAGAAAUAAUAAGAUAGGUAAUAAAUUAACAAACUAAUUACUACUCUAAGAAAAAGUAUAAAACAGGGAUGUGGCCUAUCACCUACACUUUAUAACAAUUAUAUAGACCCAUCUUUAAAAAUGAUGGCGAAUUUCAACGACGAAUAACACUUGCUUGGGCGGCGUAUGGUUCACUAAGAGACAUCUUUAAGAGCAACAUCCCGACAGCUAUGAAACGGAAGACAUUUGGCCAAUGCGUUCUUCCUAUUAUGACAUACGGAGCAGAAAUUCUCACGCUCACAAAAUCAACAGCACUAAAAAUGCGAGUGGCACAAAGGCGCAUGGAAAGAUCGAUUCUCGGCGUGACAAAAAAAGACAAAAUAAGGAACCAAGACUUAAGGAAAAGAACAGGUAUCACUGAUGUCGUUGAACGUAUAGCCAAGCUGAAAUGGAAUUGGGCAGGUCACAUAGCGCGACUGAAAGACUCAAGAUGGACCAGAAAACUAAUUGACUGGCGCCCAAGAGAAGACAAACGCAGCAGAGGACGACCACCAACACGCUGGAUGGACGACAUUAACCGAAUAUCCAAGAAAUGGCAACAAGAAGCACAGAACCGUGAAGAGUGGCGAAGAAUGCGAGAGACCUAUGUCCAACAGUGGACAGAAGAGGUUACAUGAUCUUUAAAAAGGUGAUACCACUUUAUACAAGGAAAUAUAUUGUGCUCACUACUUUUCGCGACGAUCAGGUCACUUUUGCAUAAUAAAACGAGGGCAUGGAAUAUAUGGAAAAUUAAAAGAAGAGUGCGAAUCACGGAGCCUAACGAUAGAUAGGUAUGAGUAACAUGGAAUAAAUACCAGUGUAUCAAAGGAAAGUUGCCAUAUGUGUCAAUAAUUACUGUCGUUUUCAGAGAAUGGCAGCCCAUAGAUGGCCAAAAAGAGUAAUGGAAUGGAAUGGGAACAUCCAGAAAGAAGACGAAGAGGAUGAUGAGAUGAAAACGUAUACUAGUAUAGAAAAUGAUGAAGCGACAACUCAAAGAAGGUGACUGGGAGGACAAAAGGCUGUGGAGGUUUAAAAUUGCUAAUCCAUAAUCGAAAAGUGCCGAAGAAGAAAACAAAUGUUUUACUUGAAAGAGAUUAGAAAAUAAUAUUUUUCGAAGUAGUAGUAUCGGGAUGUCUAUUUGACGUGUUAAAUAAGACGAAACUGUUAAAUGAGAAGAUGAUGAAAUAAAUCCAGAAACAACAUUUUUGUUCUAAAGUAGAUAUAGUAACAACUUCUUUUAUUUUAGAUAAAUAAAAUAUUACUAUAGUUCUUAUUCCUAUCCUUAUUUCCUAUCAUAUAAUUACGCUACCAAGAUAUUAUUUUUACAGGCACUAAAUAUUCAAAAUUGUUUUGAAAGCUACUCUGUCGCCAAUAAAAUUAGAAAAUGUCUACUUACAAACAAUCAUAAUACCUAAGCCAUAAGUUGUGAAAUAGAACUAAUAAAAUACAACCAUAUACAUAUAUAAGCCAUAACUUGUAAAAUAAGCCAUAACUUUUAUAACAUAAUAAAUUAUAAAUUUAUGAAUUAAUUUAGUUACAUAUAAAUCUUUCAGAAUUUCAUAAAUUUCAACAAGCUCUCAUUUUAAUUUUAUAAAUAUUGCAUGUGUUUAAUGUUACCAAAGAAUAACUUAUUACUGUAUUCUUUAAACGAGGAUUUGCCAUAUUUUCAAUAAAUAAUUUUAUUUCAUUGCCUGUUACCUAUUUUGUCAAAUAUUAAGUGCGAUAUUUUUCACAAGAAACAAAUUGGUUGUUUCUAAAACGUACAUUUUUCCUUUGUUAGAUUCUUUCUUCUUCUUCAUCAUCUACCUUGCUUUCCAAAUAUUGUUUCUUGCAGGAUGGCUUUUAAGACGGCAUAUUAUAUGAAUUCAUUUGUCAUAAUGUGUCCGAAGUAUUGCAACUUUCGAAAUUUGAUGGUUGUCAGUACCUCUUGGUUCUUCUUCAUUCUUCUGAGGAUCGCCUCAUUUGUGACUUGUUCACUCCACAUAAUUUUGGGUACCUAUUGUCCGAUAUUGUAACUACACAACAACACACUAUACCAUAAUAUGCGGUGACUUUAACGCUAAAACGGGGAGAAAGGCAGACGAUACAGAAACAUCACUGGGAAAAUUUGGUUUGGGAGAUAGAAACGAACCCGGUGAAACUUUACUUAGUUUCCUGCUGGAGAAAAAUCUAUUCCAAAUGAACAGCUUCUUCUACAAAAAAGAACAUCGUAGAUGGACGUGGCAGAGCCCAAAUGGAAAAGCUAGGAAUAGAACGAGAUCGAUUUUAUAAUCACCGAAAAGAAGCAAAUCUUUAAAGACGUUACAGUUCUAAACCAGUUUUCAACAGCUAGCGAUCACAGAAUGGUAAAAGCCUCGAUAGAAAUAGACCUUGAGAAAGAGAGAUACCGCAUGAUCAAAGAGAAGUCCACAACUACCUGGACCGAGCCUAAAAUAUAAAUGCAUGUGAAGAACAUAUCAACAGCAUUCUCGAAAGCGAUAGGAAUACAGACCUAAAUGUUAACACCCUUAAUGACAUUAUAAUAGAAGCUACAGAAGAGAGCCAGAAGAUACACUGCCAAAAUACAUCACACAACAAAAGAAUAAGCCCCCAAACACAAGCAUUAAUGGAAGAGCGGAGAAAAAUGCAAAGUAAUAGAAGUAAAGAACACCAUGAACUUAGUAGAGAGAUAAGUAAAAUAAUACAAAAAUCUAUUAGGACGGACAACCGAAAAUAUAAAAACGAACAAAUUCAACAAACAAUUGAAGAUAACAAGAGCCUCAAAGUUCUAAGAAGACAAUUAACAAAUGGCAAAAAAGAAAUAACGAAAUUAAAGGAUAGAGAUGGAACUAUCAUCAUCAACAGAGAUGAAUUAUUAAGGGUAGUAGAAGACUUCUAUACAGAACUAUACAAGAGCCAACAAAACCAUGAUGAGCCACUAGAAGAUUCAGGAAAAAGGUUAGUCAACCACGGUCGGAAUUGAUGCCUGAUAAAUCAACAGGCGAAAUCAGGAACGCAUUGAGAAAAAUUUAAAGAAAUAAAGCUCCAGGAGAAGACUAUAUCGUUAUAGAAGCCGUAAAGAUUGGAGGAGACUGAUUUUUAAACAACAUAAAGGAAUUGUUCAACUUAUGUCUGCACCAAAGUGAAACACCUACAAGAUGGCACAGUGCACUUAUCAUCAUAUUACACAAAAAGGGCGAUCCAACAGACCUCGAGAAUUACCGGCCCAUAAGCCUAUUAGACCACCUCUACAAGUUAUUCACAAGAAUAAUAACAAAUAGACUGGAAACAAAAUUGGAUUUUUACCAACCUAGAGAACAGGCGGGUUUUCGGAAAAACUUUGGCACUAACGACCACCUAUACUGCAUAAAAGGAAUUAUAGAAAAAUCUAUCGAAUACAACCGACCAUUGGUCCUGGCUUUCGUAGACUUUCGCAAAGCAUUUGAUACGAUAGAAAUUAACAGCAUAAUGAGAGCAUUGGAGGAACGUCGUAUAGAUUAUCGGUACUCCAAACUGAUAGCGAACAUAUACAAUAAUGCAACCAUGACCGUCCGACUACACAAAGAUAAAAUCUAUAAAAUCAAAAGAGGAAUUAGACAGGGAAACACGUUAUCUCCGAAACUCUUUACGGCAGUACUUGAACAAUAUUGAACAUGCUUUCAAACAAUUGGAGUGGGACGCCAAAGGAAUAAAUGUCGACGGUGAAAGGCUCUCUCACCUACAAUUCGCAGACGACAUAGUUCUUAUAACAGACAACUUAAAAGAGAUUAGAACUAUGCUUACUGAGUUGUAAAAAAGUUGGUUUAAACAUAAAUUUUGGAAAGACACAAUACAUGACAAACCUGGUACCAAGCGAAAAUCCAAAAGUCGACGUCAACGAAAUAGCAUUGGUCCAUAAAUAUAAAUACUUAGGGCAUGAAAUCCAAAUUUCCAGGGACAAUCAAACUGCUGAAUUACAGAGAAGGAUCACCUUAGCAUGGACCGCAUAUGGAGCUCUAUCAGACAUCUUCAAGAGCAACUUGCCAAAUUAUUUGAAAAGGAAGACGUUCAACCAAUGUGUGCUUCCAGUCAUGACUUACGGCGCCGUAACAUUAUCGUUAACCCAGGCCACAGCGACGAAACUUAGAGUGGCCCAAAGAAGAAUGGAACGGUCACUACUUGGACUGACUCUCAGAGAUAGGGUCAGAAACGAAGAAAUCAGAAGAAGGACAGGCGUCACAGAUGUCAUAGAGCGAGUAGCAUGGCUGAAGUGAAAUUGGGCGGGAUAUGUAGCCAGAAUGAAGGACGGGAGGUGGACCCAAAAAAUUACAGUGUGGAGACCAAGAGAAGACAGAAGAAGUAGAGGUAGACCACCUACACGAUGGACAGACGACGUCAAAAGGAUUGCUGGGAAUUGGUUGCAGAAAGCACAAGGUCGACAAAACUGGAAGAAAUUAGGGGAGGCCUAUGUUCAACUUUGAAUGCAGAAGGCUGGAUGAUGAUGAUGAUGAUGAUGAUUCUCCGAUAUAGUCACAUCUCAAACGCUUCCAAUUUUCUGCCCAUAUCUUUGUUCAAGGUCGACGAUUCAACACCAUAAAAAGAAAAGAGAAGACGUCGCAACAUUCUUACGUUUAGGGUACGCUACUUUUUCUCACCACGACUCUACCUUAUCGGCAGAGUGUACGAGAAGUGCACUGCAAAUUGAAGAUGUAAUUCCAAAAAACAAAAAGAAUUAUAUAUGUCUUCAUACUCACUUUAUAAUUCUCAAAAAAUUACAGGAUCUAGAUUUCAAUGCAUAUUUUUUUUAUAAUUCCGUAUCAAAGUUACGCGUGAAUUUAGUCGUAUUGAUGACAGUUAAGAAAAAGACGGUGACUCUUACGUUUAUAUGAUUUUAUUAUUAGAUUUAACAGUAUGAAAUUAAAGAAAAUCUAUUUAUGGUACUAAUAAAGCUUAAUUUAUGGUGAUCACUUAAUUAUAACAACGACAAAAGGAGAUUAAUGAUACACCAAGAACAAUGCAAACAAAUCCAAUAGGUAAUACAAAUAUUUAGGAUCAAUAACUAAGAACAACGACUCUAGUAAAAAAAUCAAGUCAAGAAUUACGCAAGAUACUGUUACCACAAUUAAAAAUUUUUUGUGUAACAUAAAGUCUAUGAGAUUAAUAGUUAGACUUCUACCGCUUCUAUGGAGUGGAGGCAUGGAUGCUAAAGGAAGGGCGCUAAUUUGGAAGCUUUCAAAAUGUGGACUUGCAGAAGAAUGCUUAGAAUAAGCAUUGUGGACAGACUUACAAACGACAUACUACUGGAAAGAGUAAUCAAGCCAAAAUUAGAACGUUGCAAUAUUUUUCCAUGUUAUUCGAGAUAAGUGCUACAAACUUCUGCACUUUAUCACGUAGGAGAAAAUACAAGAACGAAGAAACCGAGGUAGAAGACGUAUUUAAUGGCUAAACCAUCUAGGAACGUGGUUAAACUGAAAGUCUACUGCAUUUUUUAGAGCAGUCGCAUAGAAGUUUCGAAUCGGGAUGAAGGUUGCCAAUUGUUGAGAGGGUAGGAAACGUAAAAAAGACUAGAAAAUAACAUUCAUUCCUGUCUUAUAUUCUAGCUCUGCGACAUUUUUUUUUAUUUAUCAGAAAGUUGUACAAAAACUUUUUUCAGAUUGAUGACAAUUAAAUUUUGCGAAUAGUUUCACAAAUAGUUGUAACGCCAUCAUCAAUUGCGUUACAACUAUUUGUGAGUCUCGGCCGCGUUUAGGAUUGGCUUCAAUAUUAUUUGUCGGUCCGAUGCUACUAUUCGUCUAAACCCAAUUUCUUCAGUUAUUCUCUGGCUGCAUUUUUCUACCUUGUUAUAGGCAGUUUUGACUAAUUAGAAUCUGUUGCAUUGCAAAGAAUGAUCCGUUUCUCGCCAUUAUUUGCAUUUCAACUUCUCGUUCUACUUUGUUGUCAUUAUUAUAUAAAUGGUAAUUAUUAUAAAACCGUAUGCAAUUAAUUUCGCAGUAAAAUCAUGAAUACUGUUAUUAGUUAUCAUUAAAACAUACUGUAUUAUUAUUGAAAAUUUGGGCAUUUCUUCUUGUUGUUUUUACUAAUUUUAGCCAUAUUGCUUUAACGAUAGUUGUAUAUUUUCAAAUUUCGAUUUUUUAAGUCUUUUGUUGUUUUUUUACCCAGUUUUUAUCAAAUUAUAUAUUGUGUAAAAGGCAAUAAAAUGUUUUUAGUUCA